Metopolophium dirhodum (rose-grain aphid) is the source of this 3075-nucleotide messenger RNA. RefSeq names its product lysine-specific demethylase 4A-like. The coding region runs from base 1 to 3066 and encodes 1021 amino acids. Gene Ontology annotation, biological process: chromatin remodeling. Gene Ontology annotation, cellular component: nucleus. The transcript is spliced from 15 exons. Gene Ontology annotation, molecular function: histone H3K36 demethylase activity; histone H3K9 demethylase activity. Lineage: Eukaryota; Metazoa; Arthropoda; Insecta; Hemiptera; Aphididae. The record is from RefSeq and is a predicted model, not a curated record.
AUGUGUUCUGAUAAAGAUACAUAUAGAAUCAUGGUUUUCAGACCAACUUGGAGAGAAUUUCAAAAUUUCAGUAGCUAUAUUGAGUUGAUGGAGAAGCAAGGUGCUCACAGGGCUGGAUUAGCGAAAGUUAUUCCACCACCUGAAUGGAGAGCAAGAAGAAAGCGUUGUGAUGAAAAUGAUAUUAUGAGUUUGAAAAUUCCAACUCCAAUCAGUCAAAUUGCACGAGGUAAUCGAGGACUUUAUCAACUACUUAAUGUAGAAAAUAAACGCAUGAUAGUAUCCAAUUAUAAAACAAUAGCAGAAUCUGAUGAAUUCAAGACACCUGGCCAUUUUGAUUAUGACGAUCUUGAAAAAAAAUAUUGGAAAAAUAUUAUGUACAAACCCCCAUUGUAUGGUGCAGAUGUAUCUGGAUCUAUCAUGGAUAAAGAUGUUGGUGUUUGGAAUAUUAACACAUUGGGUACAAUAUUAGAUUAUGUAAUUGAAGAUUAUGGUGUUCGAAUUGAAGGUGUCAAUACAGCUUAUUUAUAUUUUGGUAUGUGGAAAUCCUCGUUUGCAUGGCACACUGAAGACAUGGACUUGUAUAGUAUAAACUAUAUACAUGAAGGAUAUCCAAAGACAUGGUAUGCAAUAUCUCCAGAAAAUGGUCACCGAUUUGAAAGAUUAGCUAAUCGCUUUUUUCCAAUUCAAGCUUCAAACUGCCCUGCUUUUCUCAGACAUAAAAUGACUAUUAUAUCUCCUGAUAUUUUGAAACAAUAUUCUAUACCAUAUAAUAAAAUCAUACAAAAGCAAGGUGAAUUUAUUAUAACGUUCCCCUUUGGAUAUCAUUCGGGCUUUAACCACGGCUACAAUAUAGCUGAAUCCACUAAUUUUGCGUUACCACGUUGGGUCGAGUAUGGGAAAAGAGCUGUACUGUGUCAUUGUAGUAGAGAUUCAGUGAAGAUUUGUAUGGAUACAUUUGUUAAACGUAUACAGCCCGAAAAGUAUGAAUUAUGGCUUAAAAAAAAUAAUGUUGGUGCUCAUCCAAAAGAUACUUAUGGUACUUUAGAAGCUCCUCUGAUAAGUAAAUCUAACAUAUUAUGUAACAAAAACAAUACAGGUAAUCCAAAACAUAAUAUUAAAGCUGGUAGAAAACGUUGUCAUGGAACACUUCAAUCAGAUUCUGAAUUGCCUAAUGAUACAACAUAUGCAAAUAAAGCUAUAGAUGUAUCUCCAUCAACAAGUGUACAAGGGUUAGAUAAAAAAGAAUAUGAAGAUGAGCAACUGAAUGACAAACAGAGAGAAGUAAUGGAAAAUGUAUUGCUAAAAGCUGAUGAAAUGGAUGUCACAGAAGUAUCAUAUAAUAAUGGAAAAUCUAGACUUUUGAAUAAAAAUCAUUCAGUCUUGGAAGAAAUAACAUUUACAAGUGGUCCUGGUUAUUGUAAUGGUUCAGAUAAAAUAAGUGGCAAGCAAAUUAAGUAUACAAGACUAGAAACAAUAAAGAAUCCCGAAUCUAAGAAUAAGAAAAAUUCUAAAUCAACUGAGAAAAAUGUUGUUGCUUCUGAUCAAACUAUUAACCGUACAGGUUCGACAAUAAUUAGCUUCAAAGAGAACGAUCAUAGUAUUGAAAAAGUAAUGACUAUAUCACCUAUAGGUGUCGAGAGUCUCAAUUCUAUGAAUAUUAAUAGAAUUACAGAAGAGUCUCGGAUGAAUAAAUGUAUUAAUAAGAGUAUUAAAGAUUCAACAGUUUUUGACAAAACCUUAAACAAUGAUCAUUUAUUAUCUAAAAAAUGUGACAGUGUUAAUGAUAACACACAUUUAAAUGUGGUUGUGACUAAAUCAUUACCACCAAGUAAAUUGGAAAAAUCACGUAGUUCAUCUGUCACUAUUUCGAAAACCCACAUGAUUUUAAAAAAUCAACCAUCUAAUAUGACAUCAAUAUUUAUGACUCAAACUAAAAAAAAAAUAGAUUUGGAAUCAACACGGAAUUUUUUUCAACCAACUCUUGGACCUAUGCAGAGUAAGGAAGAAAAACAUGAAAUUGAUGGUAUACAGAAUAAAAUAAGUGAUAUGUUUAACAAUUAUUGCUCAUUUGAGGUAGAGCAAAUGUAUAACAUUUAUAGAAGCAUGGAUGACCCACAUUGUUCAAUAUGUAUGAUGUUAUAUCAUAAAAAGUUAACUUUCAACUUGGAUUGGCAAAUCAUAGCAAAAUCUUUCGUGUUACCCAACUUGAAGAAACCCACCAUAGCAUUAUUUAAGCAUGCACUUUCUGGCAGUGACAAGUUUUUUAAGGAAAAACUCAUAAGAUGUGAAAAAUGUUAUUUGACCGUUCAUAAAGUGUGUUAUGGUAUAACUGUAGACACAAGUAGUCAUUGGUUGUGUGAUCGAUGCAUGAAAAAUCCUAGAAUUGUUGCUUGUGUAUAUUGUCCAUUGAAAGGUGGGGCUCUAAAAGAAUUUAAAAUCAAUGGAUGGUCACAUGUUGAAUGCCAUCUUUUUGUGCAUGGCAGUAGUCCAUUAACUACCAAUACUUUUUCAACAGACUUUAUAACUAACCAAAAGUGUGUAAUAUGCAAUUUAACAUCUGGUAUUUGUUUUCGUUGCUCUGAAAGCAGUUGCUGUGCACAGUUCCAUAUUUCUUGUGGAAUAUUUGCCGGAUAUGAUUAUCAAAUUAACCAAAAGAGGAAGCAUAUUACUUUAAUCCAUUGCAAUAAUCAUUCAUAUAUUCCAGAUAAAAACCGGAUACUUCACAAAAAUCAAAAAGUAUGGGCAAAACACUUGCAACAUAAAAGGAUCUCUGAAUGUCAAAUUGUAAAAAUUGAUAAAACUCCUUUGGGUAUUGUGCAAUUCAGUGAUGGUACAAUAUCAGACAGUAUUAAACUAAAAGAAAUUAAGAAUUAUGCAAAUAAUUUUCCACCCAUUAACAAAGAAAUACAUUUAAAAUCUGGUGAUAAAGGUUUAUUUCUGGGAUUAAAUUAUAAGCACAUAUAUUCAGUUGAAUAUAACGAUGGUGCAUCUGAUUGUUUAUUCUCUGAUGAUAUAUGCAGUUUGGAUGAACAAUUGAAUAGCAGUCUACAACGGAAAGCUAAAUGACCAUCUGGG